Messenger RNA from Choloepus didactylus (southern two-toed sloth), 1063 nucleotides. RefSeq names its product serine/threonine-protein phosphatase 4 regulatory subunit 3A-like. Gene Ontology annotation, biological process: protein dephosphorylation; DNA damage response. Lineage: Eukaryota; Metazoa; Chordata; Mammalia; Pilosa; Megalonychidae. Gene Ontology annotation, molecular function: protein phosphatase activator activity. The coding region runs from base 28 to 972 and encodes 314 amino acids. The record is from RefSeq and is a predicted model, not a curated record. The transcript has 2 exons. Gene Ontology annotation, cellular component: protein phosphatase 4 complex; nucleoplasm.
GCCCCGGCCCGGCCCCCGGGCGGCACGAUGACCGACACCCGGCGGCGGGUGAAGGUUUACACCCUCAACGAGGACCGGCAGUGGGACGACCGAGGCACCGGGCAUGUGUCGUCGGGCUACGUGGAGCGGCUGAAGGGCAUGUCCCUGCUUGUCAGGGCCGAGAGCGACGGUUCUCUGCUUUUAGAGUCCAAAAUCAAUCCUAACACUGCAUACCAGAAACAACAGGACACUUUGAUUGUGUGGUCUGAAGCAGAAAAUUAUGACUUGGCCCUUAGCUUUCAAGAAAAAGCUGGAUGUGAUGAAAUUUGGGAAAAAAUAUGUCAGGUUCAAGGAAAGGACCCUUCAGUGGGUAUCACUCAGGACCUUGUGGAUGAAUCUGAAGAGGAGCGUUUUGAUGAUAUGUCAUCACCAGGUUCAGAAUUGCCAUCAUGUGAAUUAAGUCACCUGGAAGAAAUUGCAGAACUUGUGGCAUCAUCUUUACCUUCCCCUCUUCGUCGUGAAAAACUUUCACUAGCACUGGAAAAUGAGGGUUAUAUUAAAAAGCUCUUAGAGCUUUUUCAUGUGUGUGAGGAUUUGGAAAAUAUUGAAGGACUGCACCACUUGUAUGAAAUUAUCAAAGAUAUCUUCCUCUUGAAUCGAACUGCUCUAUUUGAAGUUAUGUUCUCUGAGGAAUGUAUAAUGGACGUCAUUGGAUGCUUAGAAUAUGAUCCUGCUUUAUCGCAACCACGAAAACACAGGGAAUUUCUAACAAAAACAGCCAAGUUUAAAGAAGUGAUUCCCAUAUCAGAUCCAGAGCUGAAACAAAAAAUUCAUCAGACAUACAGAGUUCAGUACAUACAAGAUAUGGUUCUACCUACCCCUUCAGUCUUUGAAGAAAAUAUGUUAUCAACACUUCACUCUUUUAUCUUUUUCAAUAAGGUGGAAAUUGUUGGUAUGUUGCAGCUCUACCACCAGCUCCAGUGCCUGGCCUAAAACCAACCACUGAGCAAGAGAUUCCUGCAGUUUCAACUCUGGCACCAGGUCCAGCUCCCAGAUUGGAGGCAGCUCAAAGUUUACAGGGACC